Leptopilina boulardi is the source of this 8894-nucleotide messenger RNA. RefSeq lists its product as uncharacterized. The record is from RefSeq and is a predicted model, not a curated record. Lineage: Eukaryota; Metazoa; Arthropoda; Insecta; Hymenoptera; Figitidae. The transcript has 12 exons. Gene Ontology annotation, biological process: cell-cell junction organization. Bases 595 to 6672 code for a protein of 2025 amino acids. Gene Ontology annotation, cellular component: plasma membrane; apical junction complex.
UCUUGUGCCACUCGCGUGUGUUAUGUUCAUUGUUCUUCUCGUGCCGUUCUCCAUUCACCAUCAAUCUUCAAGUUAUAUUUUGUUCCGAAUUUUUUCCCAAAAAGAAGUUUUAAAUAAAAGUUUAAUUUGAAAAAUAUGUUUUUCUAACCUUCGCUUUUAAUUUAUUUGAAAAAAAAAGGAAAUUGGUGAACGCGGUGAAGAUAUGUGUUCUCUAUAAGUGUUAUUGUUGCCCCCCCUUUUUUUUUUUUUGUUGCAAUUCUAUAUAUGUUUGUAUGAAAACAAGUGAAGUGCAUAUUAUUUUGUAUACGUUUUUUUUUUUUUUUGUGAAAAUAAUACACGGUGAUGCUCACAACGAUUCGCCAAAGCGGCGCUUACGUUUGGAAAGGAAUUUCGAAUGCAGUGGAUCGCGAGUGAAUAAACCGUGGGAUUCUGGAAUGUGCGCUGACAGAGGGCUGGGUGCCUCGGAUACCUCAGGAAAGAGCUCAUGAAGCCCCUCGAGGAAAGGCGGAAAGGGGGUUCACAGUUCGACGGAGCGGUUAAUGACCGAGGAACAACAAAAAAAGUCAGGAUCACGACGACGAGGUGGUGCUCCCGAUGGAGAUGAUGAGCGACUUAACAACAACGUCAAUGAUAAGAUUUCGUCAAAACAAUGUCGAUAAUAAUGUUGAUGUUGACGAUGAUGAUGAUGAUGAUGAUUUUGAUAUUGAUGAAGAAAGACAAUCAUCAACGACUCUAGAUAUGGGACCGGAUAUGAAUUUGGUGAACGGACCUAACCCCUGGCUUCCGGCUUAUGGAUUUCAAAUUCAACAUCACAACAGUUACAACUCAACACACGAGGAUCUACGCACUAAUGAUACAUUAUUGGUGCAGCAAGUUGAUUUUCUGGAGACAAUACUUGAGGAAACUUCAGAUGAUUUACAGAGUGAUUCUGAUCGCAGUGGCACCACCUAUUGGUUGGGUUCUGAUUCGGAAACAGAAAGCGUUAUUCAUAUAAAAGCCAACCAGAGAACAGCGGAGGAAAAAUUGGAUGGCAGUGGAAGUGAAUGUAACUCUGUGGUACCAAAGAAAAGAAGACGGAGAAAUGGUACCGAUCAUCAUCAUCAUCAACAACAACAACAACAGCAGCAUCAACAGCAGCAGCAGCAUCAUCAUCAUCAUCAUCAUCAUCAUAAUAAUGAGAGAUACGAUGAAUCGUCAACGGGUCUUGGAGAUGAAUUUCCCACCUCGCCACGAUCAUCGAGAUCCUCAAGAUCGUCGGGUUCAUCUCGUGCGAGUUCUCUUCUCCAAUUUGAAUCGCUCGAGAGGACCUGCGCCACAUUCUCGCCGUCCUGCUACAGUUUCGAUUCCCUCGAGUAUGCCAAUCGAUCCAACGCUUCGAGACUGGAGAACAACACAUCGCCCGACAGCCUCGAAGAUUACGAGAGGGUGGUGCCAAACGGUUUCCCGGGUCCACCGGGUGAUUGUUGUCUCCCACGUAUUAGACCUUAUCGCAGCUUCGAGAGUCUCGACACUUGCCAAAAGGAUCGUGACGUGGGACAGGAAAUUGUGUCCAAUGGUUUCGCACCUCUUUUCACCAAGAGGAACAGCGAUUUAUCUCGGACACGCAGGAGCAACGGGAGAAGGAGAGGUUUUUGGUACGACGAGUACGACGAAUACGAGGAGGAUCAGGAAGAUCUUGACGAGGACGAAAUUCUCGAAUUGCCUCAACAACAACAACAACAAUUGGAUUUGGAUCGUUUUGAAGACGGUUUUCGAGCAACUGUAUUUGGCGAUUCAAGUACAAAUUACGCGACAUCACUCGACUAUCGUAAUACAAUUGAUCUUCGUGAAAUUGGUCUCGAAACGGAGGAAGAUACAUUUCUUGUCUUAAAAUCUGGCCAAAGUAGCCGGCUAAAUAUAACCACUAAUAUGGCCGCUGGACGCAACAAUAUGGUGGCAAGUCAUCAUCAUCAUCAUCAUCCUCAGCAGCAACAGCAGCAGCACCAACCAGGGUGGAGCAAGAAGUCAAGUUUUAAUUUUAGAUUCACGGAUAAAUCUCAAAGUGCUCCCAGUCUGCCUUGCAGCUCCUCGGAGUCAGCUUACAACGAAAAUCUCGGCAACUAUUCACCUUUUGGCUCAUCAAAGACAACUGUUUUUGAAAAUUAUACCCGCGUCACAAGUGUACCAGUGGAUCUUAAUUUAUGUGGUACUUCAAUUCAGAAUGUUAAUAUAAAAUCCGAGGAAAAAAUGUCAAACACAAUUGAAUCAACGAAUAAUUUGAAAAUGAAGGAAAUAAAAGAAUUAAAAGACGAUGGUAAAUUAUCGUCAGUGAGAACACAAGAUCCACAAUUGGAGCAAAUAUUACAAUUCAAUGAAACGACAAAUUGUCAUGAGGAGGAGGAAGAUGAUCCACAAUUGGAGGAUAAACCAGUGACAUCAACUGUUAAGACACAGGAUAGAAUUGAAAAUGUACUUGAAAUUGCAAUGGCUAUGGAAAACGACGUCGACGCCGUUGUUGAUGAGGCCAUAAAACAGUUUAAGCGCGAAGUCGAAGAAGCCACUGCCGCUGGUAACACAAGCGAAGUUAUUGCCGCAAUGGAAACAGUUCAAAGACUCGCGUCAACAAAACAAAGGCCAAAACGAGUGAAAAAUAAUGCAAGUUAUGAACUUGCUCAACAAUAUGAAAUUAAUGAAAUAAAUUUAAGGCCAAUGCCAUCUUGUAUUGAGGAUGAGGAUGAAAAUUUAAAUUCACCAAGACGUUCAAAUUCUGGUCGUCGUGUAUUAAAUAAUGCAAGUUAUGAACUUGCUCAACAAUGUGAUUAUAUUAGGGCACUACAAUCAAAAUCAUUUCAACGUAUGAAUGCAUGUGAGGAAAUUGAUGAGACAAAAUGUUUAGAUAAAAAUCAAGAAUCAUUGUUGAGUCAGAUAAAAAAAAACUCGGAUCUAUUUUCAGUUUAUGGAGAAGAUGGUAGUUUUGAGGAGGAUAUUAGAUGUCGAUUAGAUGACGAGGUAGAUUAUCCCUGCUUGGAAAAUAAACCCAUUCAAUGUUUAGAGCAAGAUGUACUUGUUCAUGUUGAAACACCGCCAACGAGAAAAGAAGCAUUUCGACGUGAAAUUAUUAGAAAAAAAAGUGAUUUUUGUAAAUUAAAACGUGAGGAUGUUGAUGAAAUUAAAAUUGAUGAGAGGGGAAAAAUUGUUGAAGAAUUAGAAAUUAAAGGUGAUAGUGAGAAGGCUGCUUUAUCCCCACUGCUGGAAGGUAGGCGUGGUAGUGGUAAUCCAGAAGGCAGAGUUCGUGACAACGACAAUAACGACGAUGAGGAGGAGAAAAGGCCGCCAGUAGUGUUGAGCGAGAUGUCGACUGUGGCGAAACGUCUCGCUGGAGCUUCGUCAACAACGCCGACGACAACAACAACAACAACAACAACAACAAAAGGCGAUGUGACAACAGUGACAUUAGUGACAACACCUGAGAGAAAAAAAAGCGGUCUCGGUGGUUUUUUGCAAAGAUUUUCAAAAUUACGAUUUAGUGGUCGUUCAAAAGUGCCGCGCUCUGAGGUGCAAAAAAAACAAAGUGAACAAAUUCAACAAGUGAAUCGUGUUGUUGUUCGUAAUGAUGAGAGAAAAUUAGAACCGGAUUAUAUUAUCAUUCCUUUACAUCCAACUGAGGAAGAGAAAAGAGAAGAGGAACUCAGGAGGCAACAGACUGAUGCAUUCAAUAGAUCUGGAGAUUUUAAUACCUCAAGUGUCAGCACAAAUGGGAGGACGCCAGUAUCCAGUAAACCACCCUUGCCACCCCAGCCACCUCGUGCGGGGGCGCUCAGUGGUAGUAGAAUAUCGUCGACGACCUCAUCAUCGUCGCGCAGGCGUGCAACAACAGACCUUGGAAAUCCGGCGAUUAUCGAGAUGGCGAAGGCCCGUACGAUGCAGGCCAACCAGGAUCGGCCUGUCGGUCUUCUUGAGACCGACCUCGACGCCGCGGAGGAGGGCGUCGUCGUCCCAACGCCCUCCACCAAUUCCUCAUCGGCGAGUAAAAAAACACGCAGUCUACUCAAUUUAAAUCAUACGACACGUCCUCGUGGAACCGGCGACCUGGCUAACGAGAACGCCCUACACGUACCCCAGUCGCCCGUUGGCGCUGGUCACAGGACACCCUCCGACGCAUCCUGCGUCUCAAACAUCAAUCAACGACCUCACAAAUCCAUGGAGUUCCUUCUUGAUAAGGAAAAUCUUCAUUUUGUCAAGCCUCCGGAGAACGAGUUGCAGAAAGUUGGAGAGCGAACACCUAGUGAACACGAAUUGAGGGUACAGAGAUCAUUGCAGAGACUGAACGUUCCGGAUUGGUUUAAAAAUUCACCGGCAGCGCGAGACGGUUUUAGGCUCAAAAGACAUUCAGACGCAUCUCAACACGGUGGCUGGAGAGCUUUAGGCUCGAAAACAACGUCCCUAUCCUCUCUUUCCUCAACCACAAAUAGACAACCAACCACAGGUGUCCUUUUAAGUCCCAGUCCAACGCCACCAGUGUUUUCGAGAUGGAGUACAAGUUUAUUGAAUAGCGCCGGAAGUUCGCCCGCAAGUUCCACGAGGUCUUCAUUCAAUCAUCGUCAACCUUACCUUGGUUGGCGUUCACAAGAACGUUUAGCGAAUCCUCGGACACCAGCGGAACGUCUCGCUCAAGGAAUUCUUCCUCAAUUACAAUCUGCGAAUAAGCAGCAACAACAACAGACAACGAAUCAGCAACUGGAAGUGAGGAACUCGAUAAAGGAGGUGACGUCGGCCAUUGUGCACUACGUACAAAGUGGUCAGGAAGUAAUAAGAGGUGGAAGGCUCUCGCCUCGACCUCGACCUGACGAUUGGGACGACAGGGGUGGCGCGAGGUCGACCAGCCCCAGAGGGAGCACGAGGUUGUGCUGGAUGGAGAGCUCUUUUGUGGGUACGAAGCCACUGGAUUCACCAGAGACGCCAAUGAGCCUCGCAACCGAAACAGAAGGCUGUGCAGUGUGUAAUGCAACCACCGCCAAUUCAUGCACAUGUGCAGAUUCUGCGUCUUCCGGUCUCUUCCUGGAUUUAACUCCAACACGAGACGAUCUGCAAUUUCAUCAAAAUCAACAACGCCCAGGAACAAAUCCAUCUCCCUCGUCAACUCUCAACUACUCUCAUCAUCAUCAUCAUCAUCAUCAUCAGUUACAGCCACAGCAGCAGCAGCGACAUCAUCGCGGAUCGGGGCAGAGUGAUACCGACGAGGCCAUGGCGACAGCAGCUCUUCUUCGGAACAAGCCGAGUCCUGGUUCGACCACUUUGGAGGAUGUUCUUGACUCCCUCCUUGGUCUGCCUUCUUCCGCUUCGCGAACCCCAAGCCCUGGACCUGGACCCGUUUCCAGUUCCACGUCCUUUCGUCAACGAACCAACGUCAAUCAGACAAAUGCCAAAGCCGGGAAGAGCUGUAGUGACCUACGCCAAGACCUCCAAGAGUCCGCUAAAAGUGUCCUGGACGUACGUGCCCAGGAGGAUCACGCUUCCUACUUCAUUGGCGAGCUGGUGCGUCGUAAGAGCGAGGGUAGCGAUUCUCUACCUUCACGUGCAAGUUCAAAAUCAACAACGAACCUACGUCAACGUCGUGUGUCAUUUGAUAAUUCACAAGAGAAUUGUUCAGCAUCGGCAGCUGUUGCAACUACCGCCGGUGGUUGCAGUGGAUUCAGUACAUUGGAAAAAAUAGUUCGCUGUCGAAAUAAUAAAUGCACGAAUGUAACGAGUGUCAUCGAAGCAAGAAAAACAUACAAGAGCUGUCACAAUUGCACCUGUCUUUAUUGUUCACGUGAAUGUAGACGAGCUCAUUGGCAACGUCAUCGUAAAACAUGUUUACAUUCACGCGCCGGUGCAUUGUGUAAACAAGUCCUCUCAUCAGCCAAAGAGGAUCCAAUUACUUUAAAACAUGUCUCAGCGCUCGCUAAACGUGGUUACGCUUCACAUGGUCGUGGCACUGUCAAAUGUUUCUUCUCCAGUCCUGAGGCAGCUGAAAAAUUCAUCAACAAUGGUUUCAUCGAUCUUGGUGAGCCCACAUAUGUAAGAUGGUCAGAUCUUUUACCAAGUGAAAUGGGAGCCGAAUUAUAUGCCGAGGUAAUGCGUCUUUGUAAAUCAUUUAAUCCCGAAACAAGACUUGUUCUCUAUGUUGCCGUUUGCGUUGUUAGCGAAGUGCCAACAAGCGGUGCCGUUAAAUGGGAGAGACAAUUGGUCUCUCGAUGUGCCAAGAUUCGAUUGGACGCCUCGUGUCGUCAACCAACGAAUUCGUCUUCCAUAACGCAACAACCACAAUCAUCACCUUGUCAUUCGUCGAUAAAAGAAGUUAUUAUUGAAUCGCCAGAGACACUUGUUCUUACUUCAUUGCCCGGUAGUAAUGGACAAAAUACACCACGAAGAUCAAGGGAAAUCAGCUUUAAUAAUAUUCAAAUACAAUUGAAACUCAGAGGUGUUUCAUUGAGACGACAUUUCCCUCAGGUUUAUAAGAAAUUAUGCUCAUAUGUUGAUGGUUCAGUUGAUAAAUUUGCUCCAGUCACCAUUUAUCCGAGGGACCAUGUUUCGGGAAAAAGUUUCAUGUGCAUUAUUAUGCUCGAUGCCGAGCCAGAACGACUUCAUUUAUUGCCAACUGACACGACGACGAGAGUGAAGACUGUCGAUAUCAGCGUGGAGCAGGAAUAAAGAUUCUCAAACAAAAAAUUUCAAAUAAAAAUUAUUCGGUUACUUUUCAUUUAUUCGAUAUUUUCAAUGCAAGAACAAAAUAAUUGCUAUUUUUUUUCAACAUUAUUUUUUAUAUCGAAUGAAAUUUUUCCCGAAACUUGGAAUUUUAAUUUAAAUUUAAAAUUGAUUUUUUUUUUUUUUUUUAAAGUAUAUCGAUCUAUCAAAAGUAACCGAAAAAAAUAUAUAUAGAUAAUAAAAUAUGCAUUUUUCUAUAUAAAUUUUUCGAAAUCGCUUCGCAAAGCUAAAAGCAAAGCAAAAAAAAAAAAAAAAAAAAAAUAGACGAUUUUUUAUAGUUCACCCGGGCAAAAACAUUCCGUUGACUCAUUGACUGACUGAAGUAGGUUCUCGAUGAGGUUUUAAAGUUUUCCAAUUUAAUCAUUAAACGUUCUUCGAUUGAAUCGAACGAUGAACAAUUUUUAUUAUUGAUAAUAAUUAUAUAAUUAAAAAAGUCGUUUUUAAUAAUAGUAACGAAGUUAUCACCGUGGUUCAUUGUUCUGUAUUAUACACUUCUAUUCGCGUAUAUAUAUAUAUAUAUAUAUAAAAAAAAAUUAUAUAUAAUAAUAUAUUUGUCAUAAAUAAAGCGCAUAUUCAGAUCUUUUUCGAACAGAUUUUUCAACUUGUAAAAAAAAAGCCUGUAAAAUACAAAAAUAAAUUUAUUAAUACUUAGAAAUUAUGAUAUAGAGAAAAAAAAUAUAUAAAUUUUUUUUUAAUUAAUAAAUAUUUUAACUUGAAAUUAUUUUAAUAUUCUUUUUCUGGAAAAAUAUUGUCGACAAAAAUGGGUAAAUGUCAAAAGUUGAAAGUAAAAGUAGAUGGUAAGAAUAUUUAUUUAUUAUAGCAAAAAAUAAUUAUUUAUUCGACAAUGUUCUUCACAAAGAAGAAUAAAAAUUGUAAAAAUAUUUCCGUCGAGAUUUCAAAAUAAAAAUUAAAAGCUAACUAAUAACAAAUAUAUUUAUAGGAAUCUUCUGUAUCAAAAGUAACUUAAAAAAAAAAAAAAAAUUAAAAUAGUGCAAAUUCGUUGUUAAUCUGUUCGAAAAAAGAAUCGAGUUGAUACCGAUUUGAGAUACGCAUCAAAAAGAAAAUGAAAAGAAAAAAAUCUAAGUCGUUCAGGAAUUAAAUGUAUAUUGUCAAGCGACUCUUUGCUAAUAUUCAUCGUCAUAUAUUAAUUUUUGUUAAGGGCUAUCUCACUGUUUUUUUUAUCUCUUGGAAAAAAAAAUUUACUUAAUUAAUUUUUAAAUCGAAAUUAUAAAAUAUUAUUUUUUUUUUUUAAAUUAAAAAUUUCAAUUAAUGAAUUUUUCUCUAAAGGGAAAAUUUUACUAUUUAUUUAAAAUAAUUAAUUAUAAAUAAUCAGAUUAAUUAAAAAUAAAGCGAUAAUCAUUUUUUGUAAAAUUAAGUCACAGUGAGACACGCCCUUGAGCUUAUUCUAUGUAUCCAGUUGUGUUUUGAAAUUCUAUGGUUAUAAUAUGUGGUGGUUUAAAAAAAAAAAAUCCCUCAAUUUAAUCUUAAUUAAAAAAAUACAUUUAAUUAAGAUUUUAUUUAAAAAAAAAAAUAGACUGUGCCGAUCUGGAAUUGGUAUGCGUCUUUGUGUGUAUAAUUUCACGUGAUGUAUGCUCGUCUUACAUUGGAUGAAAUUAAAGCAAAAAAAAAAAAAAAGUAUAUUAAACCACAACAAGCUCUCGAGCUUUAUAGAUUUAUAAAUAAAAAUGCGUUUCGCUCUUUGAAGCUUUCGCCCUGCAAAAGAAGUCUCUAGACUUCCCAGAAAGUAGAAUCUGGUACCGAAUUAUAUCCUUUUAGGCUAUAUCGCUGUCCCUUUCUCGAUUUUAUGGACCUUGUGCCAAAAAAAAAAUAAAAUAACAUAAUCGAGCAUGAGAAAUAUUUGAAUCAUUCGAAUAUUUACAAGUUUCCUCUAAAAAAAAAAUACUAAAUCCCAGAGGCCUUGUUUUUCGCUUGAAAAUUUUUGCUAGGAAUUUACAAAUUUUCAAAGUUGACAAUUUUUUUUUUUCUUUUCACCCUUCACGUAAUUGUAAUUUGAAAAUUACCUCCAACUUUUUAUAUUUCGCGAACAAUCUAAUCAUCAUAAAAAAGACAUUUUCAGCGAAAUUUUUUGAGUGAUAAAAAAUCCCAACAAAAAAAAAAAAUCAUUUUUCGUAAGAGUAAUUAUUAUUAAUAAUAAUAAAAAAAAUACC